UUGUCUCAUCUCGAACUUGUCUCGAACUCAAUGACCUAGUCGAUUCGAUCGUCUUGUUAUUUUUAUUGGCAGAUCAUACUACCUAUACAUUUUGAAAUUUUUGCUUUGUUUUACUGAAUGUAGUAUUACUUUCAAUAUGAAUGAUGCCAAUUCGUUUGGUGGGUACCAGGAGAGCCCAGGGAUGGGCGGUCAAGUGCCUCAGCCGUCAGGCCCGAUGAACCCGGGUCAGUACAGGUUCUCUGCAGAGGAAUUGAGAGUGCUGGCCGAGUGUAACCGGGAGAGUUUCUUCCAGCGGUCAUUGCCACUUGGCACUUUUCUUGGCCUUGGUACCUAUGCUGCUGUACAGGCAGGUCACCUGCGGCCUAACCCUCGUUUUGGCCCAUUUCCCAAAAUCACUCUGGCAGUGAUAGUCGGUUACUUCCUUGGCAAGCUCUCCUAUCAGCAGGCUUGUGCAGAGAAACUGAUGAACUUGCCCGGUAGCUACAUCGGGCAGCUGCUCCGAGACCGAAGGGAUGGAAAGAUUGGAGGGGGCGGGCGCACGGGCAUGGCGAACCAAUCCCCGUCGAUGUUUGGCGCGGGCCCCGGCGACAUAUACUCGGACGCGGGCCCGGGGUCCGCGCUCGACCUCGACACUGAGCGGCCGCUCUUCAGCGACGACACCUACCGGCCGGACCAAGACUCGGGUGGUCCACCGAGCGGGCAGGAGCCGCCGCCGCCUCGUCCAUCACUGUCGUACGAGGAACUGCGGAGACGCAACCGCGGCGAGUACUCCGAAAACAGGCAGGACCCUUACAGGAUGGAUCCUAACAGCGUGCCGCCCAUCUCUCGUCGUCCCCCGCCACCCCCGCCGCCCACCAACAAGUACGGCGACAGCAUGGAGUAGAAGAUGACACUAACGCGCUGAAUAUCGCAGCUUUUCUAUGAAGGAUUUCAUGCCCGAAUGUAACUAUACAAUUAAUAGGUACAAUGUAGAUAUAGCAUUUGGAAUGAAUAAGACUUUAGAACUGGAAGGUUCAUCAGAGGAUUUUAUUUACGAAAGUAGAAAGGCAAUAUGUCUUAUCCUCUCUCGGUCUAGCUUUGAGGUUAACUGAUUUGGUAGACAGAGCCGACAGCGCUAAAAACUGCGUGCGAUGCAAGACAACACGUCAGAUCUAUAGUUUCAAGUGCAAUAUGGCAUUUCUUUUGUCUUAUAUUAUUCCGAUUUCUAUCUAUGAUUGCAUCAAACGUAAGCGAAAGUAUGCAAACAAUUUCUUUCUCGUUCUAAAUGUGAAAAUAUUUUGUAUGAAAACUCACUCUUACAGGGAAGCCUUAGGCUGACCUUUAGAAUUUUGGAGUUUUGGUGGAACAAAAGAGCAUCAAGUCUAUGAAAAUGCAGUGUCAUAUGAUAAUUUUGGUAAUCAUAUCCUUUUUCGACAAGCAGUUAACAUUCGUGUUAGAAAUGUUAGCGAUACGCAUUUAAGAGAACACUGUUGUACGUAAAAUUUUAUUUAUUCAAAGUUAACCUUCAUAAUAAGUCUUUGAUCAGCGAUUUAUGAAAUAAGAAUCAAUAGCUGUCUUUGUUUCUUUUUAUUGUAAAGUUACAAUUUUCUGGGAAACAAAUAUUACUUAGCCAUUUCGAACUAGCGCUCCGUAAUUACCAAAACUUAAGAUUCUAUAUACUUACCUUUUAUGAAAGAUUGGGUAGAUUGGAAAUCCAUAAGGGAAAGCAAAUAUUUAGAGCGCGGUCUAUUUAAAACAUACGUCGCCGUGAAGCCGCAUUUUGUAAAGCUUCAGUAGAUUAGUCAGGGCAUGAGACAAGUUAUAAAGCGUGUAUCAAUCAUGGUUGUUAAAGUUAAUAAGAAAAUAAAGUAGUUAAGUGUU
Molecule: messenger RNA, 1860 nt
Organism: Amyelois transitella
Lineage: Eukaryota; Metazoa; Arthropoda; Insecta; Lepidoptera; Pyralidae
Gene: asrij
Product: OCIA domain-containing protein 1
Exons: 6
Coding region: 137-883 (248 amino acids)
Cellular component (GO): endosome
Source: RefSeq, a predicted model, not a curated record